AUGUAACUGUUUGCUUAAUUAAUAGUAACAUACAAUUCAAUUAAGAGGGUAAUUCUUAUUAUUAAUUUUACAGGGUGUCUAUGCUAUUAAAGCAGCUUUAUUUAGAGGCUUACGUUUGGGUUUAUUUACAAAGUGUGCAUCCACUACUCAGCUCUACAACGCCAAUUUUGUCUUCAUACUGCGAAUGUAAAGUUUGAAUAAACAUGCAAAAUAUAUUCUCUUGUAAUUCUCUAAUGAUGUUUUCAUUCAACCAUUAGGAAAACCCUUUAAUAUAAAGUAUUGUUUCUAAAAAUUUCUGAAUAUUUUUAAUUAAUCAAAAUCUGUUUUUUUAGUUCAUCUCUUUGAUAGUUCAGUAGUAUUCAUAAGACAUAAAUCUCUUGUAUUUGCUUAAAAUACUAAUCAUUGA
Messenger RNA from Paramecium octaurelia, 406 nucleotides. NCBI's taxonomy places the organism in Eukaryota, Ciliophora, Oligohymenophorea, Peniculida, Parameciidae. The record is from the annotation of a GenBank genome assembly.